AGACAGAUCUAGUGAAGUUUAAAAGAGAAUGGCUAUUGAUCUUUGACGACUUGAAACCUGGUCUUUCUCUACUGAUUGCAACUGCUGCGGACUGGUUCAUCUACAUCAGCACUUUCCUUGCAAUACGGAACAUGGCUCAGAAAAUGCCAUCCUUCGAAAGCGGUGGAAUCCUCUGGUUCACUGAUCUUACAACUCCAGACAGCUUUUACGUCUUGCCUGCUGUGAUGGGAGUCACUUUCUGGUUUACAACGAUGUCCGACGACUCCUACCAAAGGCAGCAGAAACCAGGAUUUGAAGCCUUUAGCCUUCUUUGUUGGAUCUUUACUACUGUUGCAUUUCAAGCUAUAUUCAGUAUUGAAUCGGCAGUGUUCUGUUUCAUGAUCUCAUCUAAUAUAAUUGGGUAUGGAUUAGAUAUGGCGACAAAAUCACCAAAGGUGAGGAAGUUGCUCAAGAUUAGAAAUCUCCCAGACGGUUCUCCUGAUGGAGUUACGCUCUCCGAGGUGUUAGAGAUAUCCCAGAGGAUCCAAAGUCCCAGUAAAGCCCCGGAUGCCACAAAGAAGGAGCUGUUAAAGGACGUGGCGAGGAUCCAAAGUCCCAAGAAAAUCCGGAAUGCCGCAAAGAAGAAGGGCAAGAACAAGAAGAGGUGAAAACUCAGAGAGUUGUACCUGAACUGAAACUGUUUUAGUCUGUCUUCACUUCAUCUUCUUGGUAGGUUCCUCCUCUGUUCUUAGCCAUGAAAUAAGCCUUUUGGCCUUUUUUCUA
Molecule: messenger RNA, 762 nt
Organism: Tarenaya hassleriana
Lineage: Eukaryota; Viridiplantae; Streptophyta; Magnoliopsida; Brassicales; Cleomaceae
Product: mitochondrial inner membrane protein OXA1-like
Exons: 6
Coding region: 132-647 (171 amino acids)
Biological process (GO): mitochondrial respiratory chain complex IV assembly; protein insertion into mitochondrial inner membrane from matrix
Cellular component (GO): mitochondrial inner membrane
Molecular function (GO): membrane insertase activity
Source: RefSeq, a predicted model, not a curated record